GGAGGAGGGAGGGGAGCGGGAGGAGGCGGCCAUGGACGACUUGGGCUGCCCGCGGUGCAAGACCACCAAGUACCGCAACCCCUCGCUGAAGCUGAUGGUGAACGUCUGCGGGCACACGCUGUGUGAGAGCUGUGUGGAGCUGCUGUUUGUGAGAGGGGCUGGGAACUGCCAUGAGUGUGACACCCCCCUGAGGAAGAGCAACUUCAGGGUGCAGCUCUUCGAGGACCCUGCUGUCGACAAGGAAGUGGAAAUCCGGAAGAAAGUGCUGAAAAUAUACAAUAAAAGAGAGGAAGACUUUCCCACUCUAGAGGAAUAUAAUGAUUUCUUGGAAGAAAUAGAAGAAAUUGUAUUUAACUUGACCAACAAUGUGGACUUGGAGAACACCAAAAAGAAAAUGGAGCUGUAUCAAAAGGAUAACAAAGAAGUCAUUCAGAAGAAUAAGUUAAAACUGACGCGGGAGCAGGAGGAGCUGGAGGAGGCCCUGGAGGUGGAGCGGCAGGAGAGCGAGCAGAGGCGCCUCUUCAUGCAGAAGGAGGAGCAGCUCCAGCAGAUGAUCAAAAGGAAGAAUAAACAGGCACUCCUGGAUGAUCUGGAGAGCUCUGAUCUUCCUGCCUCUCUGCUCUUAGCUCAGCAUAAGGACAGAUCUACUCAGCUAGAAAUGCAGCUGGAAAAACCCAAACCUGUCAAACCAGUCACGUUUUCCACUGGCAUCAAAAUGGGUCAGCAUAUUUCAUUAGCUCCCAUCCAAAAGUUAGAGGAAACUUUGUAUGAAUAUCAGCCUCUGCAAGUGGAGACCUAUGGACCACAAGUUCCAGAGCUUGAGAUGUUGGGAAAGCUGGGGUACCUCACCCACGUUCGGGCCGCCUCCCCGCAGGACCUGGCCGGGGGCUACACGUCCUCGCUGGCCUGUCACCGGGCCCUGCAGGACGCGUUCAGCGGGCUCUUCUGGCACCCCAGCUAGCCGGGAACACCGGGGGUGACCGAGGGACACCCAGCGGGGCAGGGAGCGACCCAGGGCAGCCGAGGCGGGGCGGGAUCGCUGCCCUGUGCCCCCCUCUGGUGCGAAACCGGCUGCGCUCCUGUGUUCAAGGGAAAAACCAAACCCCUCUGCACCAGAGCUGUGUAAAACGGCAGAAACAUUCUUGUGGAGGGGGAAACUCGUUACUCAUGUGGCACUUUGCUGAGGGAGGCUGAAGCAAUAAGCCACAUCUAAUGGAAGAUGUGAAUAACUCAGCUGUGUGUGUUUGAGGCUUAAAGAAAUACACUUGUAAAUUUUUUUUUAAAUAAAGCCAGACUUUAAUAAA
Molecule: messenger RNA, 1304 nt
Organism: Melospiza melodia melodia
Lineage: Eukaryota; Metazoa; Chordata; Aves; Passeriformes; Passerellidae
Gene: MNAT1
Product: MNAT1 component of CDK activating kinase
Exons: 8
Coding region: 32-961 (309 amino acids)
Biological process (GO): positive regulation of cyclin-dependent protein serine/threonine kinase activity; nucleotide-excision repair; regulation of transcription by RNA polymerase II
Cellular component (GO): transcription factor TFIIH holo complex
Molecular function (GO): cyclin-dependent protein serine/threonine kinase activator activity
Source: RefSeq, a predicted model, not a curated record